Molecule: messenger RNA, 1552 nt
Organism: Chroicocephalus ridibundus (black-headed gull)
Lineage: Eukaryota; Metazoa; Chordata; Aves; Charadriiformes; Laridae
Product: pepsin B-like
Biological process (GO): proteolysis
Molecular function (GO): aspartic-type endopeptidase activity
Source: RefSeq, a predicted model, not a curated record
UUUGCCUUUGUUUUCUGGAAUGAUCAAACUGGUGCUGAAGGCAAGAGAAAACACUUUUAACCUCCUGAUAACAACAGGAUUUGGCAUUUUAUCAGAUGUCACAUAUUUGGUCUGGGUAUCAGAGGUGCGGGGCCAAUCUGUGAGCGCCUGAACAGCCGGGUAAAGAGGGAAAAUCCGGGCGGCUGCAGUGAUAAACGCACCGCAAGCGUUGGUGUUGGGUGGGUGCAGAGAUAGAGGCCAGGGGUGUCUGGAGCGAGGGGCUGGGCACGGCUCCUGGUUAUAUACACCCUGCCCUGCCCGAGCUGGUGCCGGAGCUGCCAUGGAGCCACCAGCACCCGGGGCCAUGCGGUGGCUGGUGCUGGCCCUGCUCUGCCCCUGGCUCGGGGAGGGGAUGCUGAGGAUCCCCCUGAGGAAAGGCAGGUCCAUGCGGGAGGUGAUGAGAGAGAAGGGAAUGCCGGCGGGUUUCCUGAAGGACCUCAAAGGGGACCCUGGUAGGAAAUACCAGCUCGGUAACGCUGUGGCUUACGAACCGCUAACGAACUACCUGGAUUCCUUCUACUUCGGGGAGAUCAGCAUCGGGACCCCCCCGCAAAAUUUCCUGGUGCUCUUCGACACCGGCUCUGCCAACCUGUGGGUGCCCUCCACCUACUGCCAGACGCCAGCCUGCGGGAACCAUGCCAGGUUCAACCCCAGCCUGUCCUCCACCUUCUCGGACAUCGGUGACCUGAGCUAUGGGUUCGGUGACCUGUCGGUGCUGUUAGGGUACGACACGGUGACAAUCCAGAACAUUGUCAUCAGGAACCAGGAGUUCGGUCUGAGCCUGGAUGAGCCCAGCAGCCCCUUUUACUACCUGGAAUUCGAUGGGAUUUUGGGCAUGGCUUACCCGGGCGUUGCCGUCGGCGGUUUCAACACGCUGAUGCAGAACAUGCUGCAGCAGAACCAGCUCGCCGAACCCAUCUUCAGCUUCUAUUACUCGCGCAACCCAACCUAUAAUUACGGUGGGGAAGUCAUCCUCGGAGGGGUUGACCCCCAGCUAUAUUCCGGAGAGGUUUUAUGGGCUCCUGUGGUUGAGGAAUUGUACUGGAAGAUCGGGAUCGAGAAGUUCUCCAUCGGGCCGUCAGCCACCGGCUGGUGCAGCCAAGGCUGUCAUGGGAUUGUGGACACCGGGACGUUCCUGCUGACCAUCCCGGGACAAUUCAUGUCAGCCUUCCUGCAGGCGCUGGGUGCAGAGGAGAAUGACUACGGGUUUGUCGUCGACUGCAGCGACGUGCCGAGCAUGCCCACCCUGUACUUUGCCAUCAGCGGAGCCCAGUUACCGCUGCCUCCCUCUGUCUAUGUCUUAAACAUCGACGGCGUCUGCACCGUUGGGGUCGAGAGCACGUACGUGGGCUCUGCCAGCGGCCAGCCACUCUGGAUCCUCGGCAACAUCUUCCUCCGGCAGUAUUACUCCAUCUUCGACGUGGCCAACAACAGAGUUGGCUUUGCCUUGUCAGCCUAGGGAUGCUGAGCAUCGCCCUUGGGAUAAUUUGUCCCCGCAAAACCUUAUCCUCCC